Messenger RNA from Osmerus eperlanus (European smelt), 3686 nucleotides. RefSeq names its product leucine-rich repeats and calponin homology (CH) domain containing 2 (gene lrch2). Gene Ontology annotation, molecular function: protein binding. The coding region runs from base 44 to 2311 and encodes 755 amino acids. The record is from RefSeq and is a predicted model, not a curated record. NCBI's taxonomy places the organism in Eukaryota, Metazoa, Chordata, Actinopteri, Osmeriformes, Osmeridae. The transcript is spliced from 22 exons.
AACUGUCGCUGUUAUUAUUGUAAGAAUAAUUUCUCUUACGAAAAUGGCGUCGAGUCACGGAGGUGUGGGAGCAGUAACGGCUCUUCAAAGCCAUCAUUAUCCGAACGGACCUCAAUGGAACCCGGGUAUCAACCAGCAUCAGCACCAGCUCCUGACGGCCCGUAGUUUAGACCGUGCUCUGGAGGAUGCCGUGUGCUCCGGGAUGUUGAAUCUAAGCGGGAGGAAGCUGAGAGAGUAUCCUGGAAUGAGCUAUGAUCUUACCGAUACGACACAAGCAGAUCUGUCCAAGAACCGUCUGACGGAGAUCCCUCCUGAGGUGUGUCUGUUUUCCCCCCUCGAGUCCCUCAACCUCUACCACAACUGCAUCAAAUGCAUCCCAGAAGCCAUCAUCAACCUGCAGAUGCUGACGUACCUCAACAUCAGCCGGAACCUUCUCUCAACAUUGCCAAAAUACCUGUUCAACCUCCCCCUCAAAGUGCUGGUUGUGAGCAACAACAAGCUUGUGUCAAUCCCAGAGGAGAUUGGAAAGGCCAAAGAGCUGAUGGAGCUGGACAUCAGCUGUAAUGAGAUCCAGGUGCUGCCCCCUCAGGUGGGGAGGCUUCAUGCCUUAAGGGAACUCAACAUCAGGAGGAACUGCCUUCAGAUGCUGCCUGAGGAGCUGGCUGACCUGCCCCUCAUCAGACUGGACUUCUCCUGCAACAAGAUCACAGAGAUCCCUCCAGUCUACAGGAAACUCAGGCAGCUGCUGCACAUAGUCUUGGACAACAACCCUAUGCAGUCUCCACCUGCACAGAUCUGCCUUAAAGGAAAGGUGCACAUAUUCAAGUACCUGAACAUCCAGGCGUGCAGGAUGGAUAAGAAACCUGACUCCCUGGACCUCCCCUCCCUGGGAGGCAAACGGGGAUGCCUCCCCCAGCCACUCACAGACAGCAUGGAGGACUUCUACCCCAGCAAGAACCACGGCCCUGACUCUGGUAUAGGCAGUGACAACGGGGACAAGAGGCUUUCUACGACAGAGCCCUCGGACGACGACACUAUCAGCCUGCACUCUCAGCUGUCGGAGACGGCCCGCGCCGACGCCCUGUCACUCCUCUCCAAGAUGGACUCCUGCAAAGAUCAAGACCCCUAUGACUUCAUAGAGCCCAACCCAGAUGACGAUGCUGGUCUGUCAGAAGGCGACAUGCAGCAGAGCAGCCCUUAUGUCACCUGCAUAAAGGAAUUGGAGAAAGUCCUUAAUAAGUCACACCAAAGCAAAGAUAAGGAGAGCUGGAAGGAGGAGUCUGGCUCCGAUAAGGAACAGUUGGCCGAGGAGGAGGAGGAUGAGCUGAAGGAGGUGCUGGACUUGAGGAAGAUCGCUGUGCAGCUUCUCCAGCAGGAGCAACACAACAGACGGCGCUCCUUAAUAUGUAGAGCAGAGAGUCUUAUUCACCGGAGAAGGGUAACUGGACGAGCACACAGGUUCCUCAGUCACUCAGGAAGCUCCAGCAGCAAACAGAGGUCUCAAUCCCAGGCCACGCGCAGUGCUUCUCUGGAUGAAGGCAGCAGUGGAGCAUCAGUACUUGGUGGACAGGAUCCCGACCUUACAGACGACGACACACCUUUCUCUGAGCCAUCAUCAUCCUGCUCUUUCGAUGGCAGCAUCAAAUCUGAGUCAGACACAGAGGCCAAGUGGCCAGAGCUACCUCCCGUCCUCAACCAGAACGAGGAGCGUAGGAGGAACAAAUACCUUAGAAAAGAUUAUCUCAAGUACAAGUGCCAGAGUGCCCGGAGGAAUUCAAGUGGUAAUGAAGAGUGUGAGGAGGGAAUGCGCAGCUCUGAAUUCAGCACAACCCUUACUGUAUUUGGUUUAAAGCCAAGAUCAGCGUUUAGCAGGAGCAGCCGCCAGGAGUUUGCCUCCACAGACCCCAGUUUCACCAUGCGGAGGAAGAUGGAGCACCUGAGAGAGGAGAUGGAGCAAAUUGGCAUCUUACGGCAGAACCUUGAGUCCAGACUGAAGGUUCUGCUACCUGACGAUGUUGGGGCGGCCCUGAUGGACGGCGUUGUUCUGUGCCAUCUAGCCAAUCACAUACGUCCCAGAUCUGUAGCCAGCAUCCAUGUGCCCUCACCUGCAGUGCCAAAGCUCAGCAUGGCAAAGUGUCGUAGGAAUGUGGAGAACUUUCUUGAUGCCUGCAAGAAGCUGGGCGUUCCGCAGGACAAGCUGUGUCUGCCCCACCACAUCCUGGAGGAGCGUGGCCUUGUGAAGGUAGGAAUGACUGUUCAGGCCCUGCUGGAGCUGCCUGCUUCCAAGCCCACCCAGCUGUCUGCUGUUUAGCACCAGGCUGGGCCCUGCCUCCACUCCCCAGCCCUCAGCUGGGCCCUGCCUCCACCCCCCAGCCCUCCACCCCCCCUCACAUGAGAGACCUCACCACUGGGGACCAGGGAACCCAAACGGAUGACGGCCCCCAAGGCCAAGGGACAGGAGCCCGCUACCAGCUGACGGAGCCACGAGAGGGGAGGCCCUCACUCUCUUAUAUGAUGUCGGCUGGCUCCUGCCUCUACUCCAUCAGAUUCUCAGCUUGUGUCCCAUAGGGGGUCCAUACUGUAUGUGUGUAGAGAAUAUGUGUGACUCUGUAUGACCAGUGUGACCUGCACAAGGCACAAUGACCUUGUGAGAGGUGAUGAACCGAGUUGGGUCAAAGGUCAGACGACAGGGGGAACCUAGAAGAAGAGGAAGACCAGUUGCCAUGGCUAUUUCCCAGAGACUGUUGAGACUGGAGUAGCCAAAUCUGACCUGACAAGACUCCCAACCCCUCUGUGUUUCAGACCGCCAUAGUGAAGUGAAAACCGUUUUAAUGUAUGCACUCACUUUUUCACUUAGAGAAGUGAACUGCAUGCUGGUUCACCAGCCACAACACAGAUCAAGUGGCCCUUGCACUUGUAGCUUGAUUUUGCUUUGACACAAGUAGCAUUCUACAGAUAUUUGUGAUCAUGAUGAUAAGAAUGUUCUGUUCUGCAUUUCAUCUGGUAUUUUGGCCCAGAGCAGGAAGUUGGGUUCAUGUUAUUUCUCUUCUGGCCUGGGAAAACCCAGCCAGAGCCAAAACUAACACCACCUAGACAGUCUGUUUGGGGAUUAGAAGAAACGCUUGCUUGGAAAAACAUAGUAUCUAUGAUCAGAAUGGCUUCAGCAGAAGAGCAGAAAGGUUUGUAUUGUAGCAGGUGCUUAGCCACUUCACCUGCUGUGUUACAUGGUCUUCUGCUGACUACUGCUGUUGGAAUGAGCUGUUCCUCGUAAACUCAGUAGUCACAGGAAACAACAGACUGUAAAUAUAAGACUACUGUGACUCCCAGCAGCUUUGAUGCAACCUUCUGUGCUUGUUUUAAUACAAGUUUAAAGCACAAGUUGAUCAGUCAGGAUAUUAUUAUGUACAAUGUACUUACUGAUGUGAUUUUAUCUGUCGGACAAUUUGGUGCAACUUAAGAAUGUUUUGUACAUUUUUUUUCACUUGUUCCUUUUAUUUGAGUUGGAUUCACAGCAAAAACAGUAUGCUUAAUGCAAAUAGAUACACACAGACAACUCUCUAAGAAACUGUAUAUCAGGGAAAUUAUUUAUGUAUUUAUUUUUUGGUUGUAUUUUUGUGCUUUUGUAUAAUUUGUUGUGUGUUUCAACCCUGAUAACAAAUUAAAUAAUGUUCUGAGGGUUUUUUAGC